AUGUUGUUACUCGCUUUGUUCUACUUUAUAUUACGAAUAUGUGUUAAUGGACAAGAAACUGCCACUGUAAAACACGAGGACUUCUUUCUGAAUCAACCGGUCGAUGGAGACUUGUCAAUGGUCGAUGAGUAUCAACGACAGGUUGCUCAAAUGCCUCGGCAGCUAAUUGGAUUACAAAGGAAUGAAAUGAUCAGUUUUGGUCAGUCUCCCAGUAUCUUCGACUUACUGCCACAACAAAGUCCAUUGGGUUUGCCUAUGCCAAGUUUGUUAAAUCUACCUACUCCACUACAAUCAUAUGCGUUGUUUUCUGAGAAUAACAACGUUCGACCUUAUCCUGGCUUAGCGUAUUACUUGGGUAACUACGGUAUCGACAAAAAGGAAAGACCAUCACCUCAUUUCGAAGCCAAACUAAAAGGUUAUCAGCAACCUUCGAAAAACGUGCAAACUCUUACUGCACAAACCAAGAACAAUCAGGUAAGUGAUUGUAUUUUAAAAUGUUAUACCUUUUUUACUAUAUUUUAAGUUUUAACUUACUCUUUUCCAGAACACUCGCGAAUUCUUUACACAAGCAAAGUUCGACACGAUUGCUUUGCCAUCAUCGUCUUAUCAGGUUAACACGCCGAAACAUUUGAAGAUGGAAGGCACCUACGGUGAGCCAAUAAAACCCAUCGUAUCUGUUGGAGGUAACAUUGUGUCAUUAGAGAAGGAGACUAUGAAGAUUGAACCUGGCUUGACCAAGAUACUAAUUGGAAAACGUCCAAGCAGUACUGGAAGUCUUAUUGAUAAGCAAGCUGCAUUAGGAAGGAGUGAUGAAAAGGACCCGUUCGGCAUGACAGAUGAGGAAUACCAGGAGUUUCUUCCUACUUUUGCUGAACCAGAAAAUGACGACCCAGAAGAAGUUUUACAGAGUACUACGAGUUUAGUACAUGACGAAGCGACUACUGAAAGAUACGGUAAGUAAUAUUGACUCACCGUAACAUUGUAUUUAGAAAAGCAAGACAGCAACCAUUCCGGAGGAAUAAAGACGGUAUCUACUGCCGAAGAUGAGGCAAAUGACGAAGCAGAUAAACAAAAAUAUGUGGAUAUUACAGAAGAUGACAACUUGAAACCUUUGGUCAGUAAUAAGUUUACAAAAUCACAUAAAGCUUUGAGUGCUUAUACAAAGCCGAUCGCUACUCCAACUUCAACAUCAUAUUCAACGAUUAUGCCUCGAACAACUACUGCGAAAGUUGUUAAGAUAGCUGAAACUACAACCAUGAAGCCUGUAAGCGGUAGUUCAUUUGUCAGUGAAAUCACACCAACUGUCGCUUUUCGUAAAAUGGAAAUGAUACAUGGUUCUGGUCUUGAGAAGAUUGAAGCUCCGUCAGAUGAUGUCACAAUUGAUUUGGUUGUCAGCACUACUGAUGCGGCAAUCGAAAAAAGAAGACGAACGACAAUGAAGGAGAUUAUGACCACAGCACCGUUAGUCGUGACUACUGAAAGAAUUGUUCAAAAUCCAUCAAAAAAAGCUGCUUUGACCUCAACAGUUUGUACGACAGUUAGCCCUAAGUCUACGACAAAGACGGAAACAAAAACAACCGAAUCGAUUUCGAGUACUACAACAACGACAGAAACAAGCAGUAAGAACACUAUAACAAAAGAACACACUUUAGUAAAUAGUGGUAACACUGUAAGCCCUUAUAAGACAACUACAGAAAAGAUUACUUCAAAACAAGAAAAAGCUAAAAUUAAUAAAUCAUCAACAACCAAGGCUACGACAAAGUCAACAAAAGUAACUACUACUAAAAGACCGGCGACAACUACAACCAUUAUAACUACUGCAAGAACUAUACCGGAAAAGGAAGAAGAUGAAACUGUGCCGACAAGAACCACUGUUUUUGAAAAAAUCAACACGACAUUAUUAACUAAAGGACCCACAACUAAGACUACACCAAUACCUACAACAAAAGUUACGUCAAUUACUGCCGCAGCUACAAAAUCUAAAACUAGUACAUACAAAACUACUCCAAAAACAAAUUCUGCGACUUUUAUAACUACUUCUACGUUAAAAACUACAGCAACUACAAAUCCAGUUACUACCGUAUCAACUUCAACACCGCCAACUUCAAAACAGACUAAAGAGAUUGUUAACGCUACAAAACCCGUAACUUCAACAUACAAAUCACAGAAGAUGGAAAGGUUAAGCAUUUGGGAGAUUCUAGAAGGCAGAACUGAAAAUAACGAUGACAAUGAACGCGCUGCUUCUUUAACUGACGGUACGCUAUCAGAAAAUACCACUAUACAGCCAAAAUUGAAAAAGUUUCAAACUUUGGCCCCAAACACACUGUUUUCACUGUAAUUUAUAGAGUAAAAACAUUUACAAUAAUAACAUUGCCAUUCGGGUUUGACCUUCUGAUUGUAUGUAAAAUAAAUUAUUUGCUUAUUGAAUAAAAUAAAUAACUUAAAAUGACGUUUUAUACAUUAUAAAGACUUAUCGAGCCCUCCCUUAGCCGACAUGAUACUAGCUAGAAAAGGUAGAUAUGACCGACUCAUUAACGAGACGAAUGUCAUCUGAAAUGCAUUGAAAUUGGUAAGAUGACUCCAAGUAUGAAGUCGUUUUCGCGUCUGAAGAGAGUUUUGUUCUUGUAG
Molecule: messenger RNA, 2628 nt
Organism: Bursaphelenchus okinawaensis
Lineage: Eukaryota; Metazoa; Nematoda; Chromadorea; Rhabditida; Aphelenchoididae
Source: the annotation of a GenBank genome assembly